This is a messenger RNA of Branchiostoma belcheri (Belcher's lancelet), 3757 nucleotides long. RefSeq names its product endoplasmic reticulum aminopeptidase 1-like. The coding region runs from base 114 to 3245 and encodes 1043 amino acids. The transcript has 21 exons. Gene Ontology annotation, cellular component: cytoplasm. Gene Ontology annotation, biological process: proteolysis; peptide catabolic process. The record is from RefSeq and is a predicted model, not a curated record. Lineage: Eukaryota; Metazoa; Chordata; Leptocardii; Amphioxiformes; Branchiostomatidae. Gene Ontology annotation, molecular function: zinc ion binding; peptide binding; metalloaminopeptidase activity.
ACUCAUACAUAUUGUGCCUGGGGCACUUGUUGGACGGGCCGUGUUUUAGCCCAAAAUCUUGCCACGUCAAAGUGUUUUGCGGUCCGUUUAGGACUCCCUAAAGACUGAAGACGAUGGAGGAACAAGAGGAAGAGACGAUAGACCUCACAGGGCCAGAAGAAGUCGCGGAAGACGCCGAGUUUGCGUCAGAUGAAGAUUCGCUUCUUCCUCAAGCUGUGGUACAAGAUGGGGAGGGACGAAGAAGAAAGCAGCGGCCGUCCUCUAGAUCUGGACCUUUAUCUUGGCUGUCUCCCCGAUCUAAAUCAGCUGCUUCAAGACCACUACGUGGCGCUCAGCGUCCUCUGCGAAGGAAACUUUGGCAGUACGCGCCCAAGUGCAGCCGUGACAGAUGCUGCUUCCUGUUUGCCAUCUGCCUCACAAUCUUCAUCGUUCUCGUGACGUCUGCCAUCUACAUGAACUCCAAACACAAGUCUUCCUGUCCCUACAGCUUCCUCUUAGACACUUCGGAGAAAAAGAGUGCAAAGAAAGACCCUAUAGCCACAAAUGGAGAGAGAUUUCCAUGGGACGAUGUCCGUCUUCCGUCAACAAUCGUACCGAACUCGUACCUCCUCCACCUUCACCCGAAUCUCACCACGUUCAACUUCACAGGUCACGUGUCUAUAAACAUCAGCGUCGUGAAGAAAACGGACCUGGUGGUCUUUCACGUAAAGGAGCUGAACAUUACGCAGUCUUCAGUGAAAACGAUGAACAAUGUUUCGGUGCCGAUCGUAAAGGAGCUGGAGUAUACAGGAAACGAGCAGUACUGUUUACGACUCGGACAGGGACUUAGUGCAGGACAGAACUACACGAUAGUGGUCCACUUCAGUGGGGAACUGAAUGAUGGACUGUACGGCUUCUACAGAAGCACUUACACACUGAACAAGGGCAAGGAUGGUGAAGAAAGCAGGGUCCUUGCCACGACGCAGUUUGAAGCGGCCAAUGCUCGCGCUGCGUUUCCGUGCUUCGAUGAGCCGGCGCUGAAGGCGACCUUUCAACUCCACAUGGUCCGAGAGGGGAGGCAUUCUACUCUGUUUAACAUGCCCAAGGACCAUAUUGAGGACUUGCUGGGAGGUUUGAAGAUGGACGUGUUUAAGAAGUCGGUAGCGAUGAGCACGUAUCUUGUCUGUUUCAUCGUGUCCGACUUUCGAAGUAUGCAGCUCUCCACUGACACUAGCGACAUAACGGUGGCAGUCCACGCUCCUGAAGACCGUAUCAGCCAGGCAUCCUUUGCUCUCGAUGUGGCGAAGACCGUUCUAGAAUACUAUGAAACAUUCUUCGGGGUGAAGUACCCCCUGCCUAAAAUGGAUCUGGUGGCCAUCCCAGACUUCUCGUCGGGCGCGAUGGAGAACUGGGGCCUGGUGACGUACCGGGAGACCGCCAUCUUGUAUGACGCGGACAACUCUUCGGCCGGCGACAAGCAGUGGGUCGCCGUGGUGAUCGCUCACGAGUUCGCACAUCAGUGGUUUGGUAAUCUGGUGACCAUGAAGUGGUGGAAUGACCUCUGGCUCAACGAGGGCUUCGCCAGCUUUGUCGAGUUCAUCGGAGCAGACAAAGUCUCCCCCGAGUGGAAAAUGCUGGACCAGUUUGUUGUGAGUGACCUGCAGACUGCCCUGUCUGCCGACUCCCUCAGUAACUCCCACCCCAUCUCUGUCACUGUGCACCGCCCGGAGGAGGUGGAGGAAAUCUUCGACAGCAUUUCCUACGACAAGGGUGCAUCGAUUCUAAGGAUGCUUGAGUCGUUCCUUGGCAGGGAGACGUUCCUACAAGGCCUGACAUCUUACCUGAGGGAACACCAGUUUAAGAACGCUGCUACUGACGAUCUGUGGAAAGCUCUCGAUCAGGCUGCCCAUGGUGCUGGAAAAAGCAACAUCAACAUCAAACAGGUGAUGGACAGGUGGACCAAUCAGAUGGGUUAUCCCGUUGUCAUGGUAACGAGACAGAACAGCCACCUGGUCCUGACGCAGGACCGCUUCCUGCAGAUGCCCCCCUCCCCCGCGUGUGGGGGGGUGGUGGAGUUCACCUCCCCUUACAGGUAUGAAUGGAUCAUCCCUCUAACAUAUAUCACAUCAACCUCCCCCAAGGAACAACAGACUGUGUUCAUGGACACCACCCAGACCACACUUUCUCUGGACAACAACUCGCCAGAAUGGGUGAAGUUCAACGUCAACCAGACCGGCUUCUAUCGAGUCAACUACGACAACCAGAACUGGGACGCUUUUAUUCAUCAGCUGCAGAACAAUCAUGAGGCUCUAAACAGUGCUGACCGAGCAGGCUUGAUAGAUGACGCUUUCCACUUAAACAGGGCUGGCCUAUUUGGGUUGGAAAAGUCCCUGGAACUCGUAAAAUACCUGAAGAACGAAAGAGACUAUGUUCCCAUGGCGACAGCGUUAAGCGGGCUAGGUUACAUCACAAAACUACUGGAGACAGAAGACCAAGACCUGUACAACAACAUGAAGUUGUUUGUACUGGAACUCCUGGAGGAUACCAUUGGGGAGGUGGGCUGGGAGGACCAAGGAGACCAGCUGACAAAGUUUCUUCGGAGCACAGUUCUGGGAGCAGCCUGUGACUACGGCCACGAGCAGUCGACUCAGCAGGCUCACACUCUGUUUGCUAACUGGAUGAAGGGAACUCAGAAUGUGGCUGCUAACCUGAAGACUGUAGUAUACACCAGUGGUGUUCAGCAUGGUGGUGAGGAAGAGUGGAACUUCUGUUGGCAGCAGUACACCUCUGCCACAGUGGCCGCAGAGAAGAGGAAACUACUGUACGCACUCGCCAACACCAGGGACAACAAGCUAGUCACGAAACUGCUGCGUUACACUUUGGACAGUACCAAGAUCAGGUCUCAGGACACAGUCAGGACUAUCACCUACGUUUCCCGAACUGCGGUGGGAUACCAACUGGCCUGGAACUUUGUCAAAAGCAACUGGCAAACCUUCCUAGAUAGGUAUGGAAGUGGUUCGUUCAACAUGGCGGAACUGGCAAAGAUACCGGCACAUCGGUUCUCAACACGCAGACAACUGGAGGAGGUGAAAUCGUUCUUCCAGAGUCAUGAUAUCAGCGCGGCAGCCCGUGCCGCUAGACAGACCAUCGAAACCAUCCAAUCCAACAUCUUCUGGCUGGAGAAGAACAAGGACAAGGUCAAGACGUGGAUCAAGAACUACUUCAUGCCCCCCGAAGGAGGGAAAGCGAGAAGUUCUGAAAUCUGAAUAUCACAAAUUCAGAGAAUUCGUGAUGUAAAUAAUCAUGGAAAAUAUAAUUGCUAUACGUCUGCUUGUCUGAAUUGGUGGACAAGACUAAACUAAGAGUUUAUUUUAUUGACUUGGAAAAAGUGGCCUCACCGAGUUGUUUGUUUUUCUGCACUUUUGGGGUAUGGCCCCACGGGACUCCCGGGUUCUGCACCUGCAGAUGAUUCUUUUUGGGAAUGCCAGGCCCCCAUUUUUUUUUCGACUAGGAGUUAAAGUCAACCUGGGUUCCGGCACAACAAAAAAAAAAACAUGUAAAUUAUGAUAGAAUUGACAGCUCCUCUCCGGCGGGCCACCAUCCAGUUUUUUUUCAUCACUUAUCAGCCCUGCAAAUAAGGACAUUUUCCAGGUGACCACCUGAACACCCCAGGACCUCUAAUGUGCUUUAUAAUUAUGACUGUGACAGCCCGGGGCUACAGUCUGUAUGUGAGCUGAGCAUCAUGCCCGUAGCCAGGGGGGUGUUCGGGGGUUCCGGA